AUGGGACUUGCUCUCUUGUCGCUCUGCUUCUCGAUCUACAUACCCCCUUCCCCCCUCCGAUCCUCCGGUCUGCACCUCCAAGGUCCAUUUCCGAGCAAACAACAGCAGGCGUCAAACAAAGACGACUUCCAUCUGCAGAGGCCCGUACCACCGUUGCCAGUGAAGACUCGAGGAGGCAGCGAGAUGGAUCGCCCAGGCACGCCGCAAGAGGCCUUUAUGAGCCCACAGCAAACGCCCACUGGCAGUCCGAGCAAACACCACCAGCCACCCGGCGCAUUCGAUCUACCCCAUGUCUUCGAGAAUGCCAUGCGCCUGUUGCCCACCAUGGGCUCGCCGUCCAAGCCGAAGCCAGGCACGCCCACCUCUCCCAACAAGACGGCGCUGCAGACCGCCGGGGGGGCCGACUACUCUCCGCCGGCGGCCGACCAGACGACCAUCACGCCUGGCAGUCCGACGCGCAAGUCCAACAAGGAAAACACACCACCCAGUGCACGAGCGGGCGUACAGAAGGAACCGAGUUACCUGACUCAUGCAGCACAGUCACGUCAGGAACCCUAUCGGGCGAGAGAGGCGGAGCAGUCGACGCGCUACCUCCAGGGUCCACAACGCCUGUCGCCAGAGGAGCUCGAGAAGGCGCGCAAACCGGCGGUCAAGCGUCUCGCCAACGUCACACAGCUCUACUUUCUCGACUACUACUUCGACCUCCUCACCUACGUACACACGCGCCAGAACCGACUCUCGCAGUUCAAGGCCCAGAAUCCUGCGCCGCCAGAGACGGACGAGACUGAGUACAAUGACGCCCUCACACAGUACCUCGGUCGUGAGCGAGCGAACCUGCGCAAGCGACGCACUCGGCUGAGGCAGGGCGACUUCCAGAUCCUCACGCAAGUCGGCCAAGGAGGCUAUGGGCAGGUCUACUUGGCCCAGAAGAAGGAUACGAAAGAGGUCUGCGCGCUCAAGGUGAUGAGCAAGAAGCUGUUGUUCAAGCUGGACGAGGUCCGCCAUGUCUUGACUGAGCGCGACAUCUUGACUACCGCAAAGAGCGAAUGGCUCGUCCGACUGCUCUACGCCUUCCAGGAUGACAAGAGCAUCUAUCUUGCCAUGGAAUACGUCCCUGGAGGCGACUUCCGCACCCUGUUGAACAAUACAGGAGUCUUGCACAACCGACAUGCUCGCUUUUACAUUGCAGAAAUGUUCUCCUGUGUCGACUCACUGCAUCAGCUUGGAUACAUUCAUCGAGACCUGAAGCCCGAGAACUUCCUGAUUGAUAGCACCGGCCAUGUCAAAUUGACCGACUUCGGCUUGGCAGCCGGUAUCCUGGCACCUCAGAGGAUCGAAUCGAUGCGUAUAAAGCUGGAAUCCGUCAGUGAUGUCGUCUCGCCAUUCGGACGCCCGAUAGAAGAGCGCUCUGCCGCACAGCGUCGAGAAAACUACCGCUCGCUACGUGAGCGCGAUGUCAACUACGCCAAGAGUAUAGUGGGAAGUCCGGACUACAUGGCUCCGGAAGUUCUCAAGGGCGACGAGUAUGACUUCACGGUCGAUUACUGGAGUUUGGGCUGCAUGCUGUUCGAGGCUUUGGCUGGCUAUCCUCCCUUUGCGGGCGCGACAGUGGAUGAGACAUGGCAGAAUCUUAAGCAGUGGAAAAAGGUCUUGCGGAAGCCGGUAUACGAGGACCCGUCAUACUUUCUUUCCAAGCGCACCUGGGAUCUCAUCGUACGUUUGGUUGCGUCAAAGACGUCUCGCUUCCGCGGCAUUUCCGAGAUUCAUGCUCAUCAAUACUUUGCGGAGGUGGACUGGAACAGGCUGAGGGAGCAAAAGGCGCCCUUCGUUCCCGAAUUGGACAGCGAGACAGACGCCGGCUACUUUGACGACUUUGGUAAUGAAGCCGACAUGGCCAAGUACAAAGAGGUGCACGACAAGCAGGCUGCCCUUGAAGCCAUGCAGGACCGCAAUGAUCAGAUGGGCAAGGGUCUCUUUGUUGGAUUCACCUUCCGCCACAAAAAGACCGUCGAUGAGAACGGGAACACGUCUACUCCCAGGAAACCGCUAUCCGCAGUUGAGGAGAACUUUGGCACUAUCUUCUAA
Plenodomus lingam JN3 is the source of this 2085-nucleotide messenger RNA. NCBI's taxonomy places the organism in Eukaryota, Fungi, Ascomycota, Dothideomycetes, Pleosporales, Leptosphaeriaceae. The record is from RefSeq and is a predicted model, not a curated record.